This is a messenger RNA of Euleptes europaea (tarantolino), 3088 nucleotides long. It is a transcript of the gene CLEC16A, whose product is annotated as C-type lectin domain containing 16A. Bases 2 to 3088 code for a protein of 1028 amino acids. Lineage: Eukaryota; Metazoa; Chordata; Lepidosauria; Squamata; Sphaerodactylidae. Gene Ontology annotation, biological process: regulation of autophagosome maturation; endosome to lysosome transport; endosomal transport. The record is from RefSeq and is a predicted model, not a curated record. The transcript is spliced from 23 exons. Gene Ontology annotation, cellular component: late endosome; endolysosome membrane.
GAUGUUCGGGCGCUCGCGCAGCUGGGGCGGCGGCCACGCCAACGCCGCCCGCAACGUCCGCUCCCUCGACAACCUCAAGUAUAUGUAUCACAUUCUGACCAAAAACACCACUGUGACCGAACACAACCGCAACCUGUUGGUGGAGACGAUCCGAACGAUAACAGAAAUCCUUAUAUGGGGAGACCAAAAUGACAGCUCUGUAUUUGACUUCUUCUUGGAGAAGAACAUGUUUGUGUUCUUCCUGAACAUUCUGCGUCAGAAAUCCGGCCGCUACGUGUGCGUGCAGCUCCUGCAGACCUUGAACAUCCUCUUUGAGAACAUCAGUCACGAGACCUCUCUCUAUUACCUGCUUUCUAACAACUAUGUGAAUUCUAUCAUCGUGCACAAAUUCGACUUCUCAGAUGAUGAGAUCAUGGCAUACUACAUAUCGUUCUUGAAAACCCUCUCUCUGAAGCUCAACAAUCACACUGUUCAUUUCUUUUAUAACGAGCACACGAAUGAUUUUGCCCUGUACACCGAGGCCAUUAAGUUUUUCAACCACCCCGAGAGCAUGGUCAGGAUCGCUGUCAGAACGAUAACGUUAAACGUUUACAAAGUGGACAACCAGCCAAUGUUGCACUACAUCCGAGAUAAAACAGCCGUCCCGUACUUCUCCAACCUCGUCUGGUUUAUUGGGAGUCAUGUGAUAGAGCUGGAUAACUGUGUGCAGACGGACGAAGAGCACAGAAAUCGGGAGAAGCUGAGCGGCCUUGUAGCGGAACACCUCGACCAUCUCCAUUACCUGAACGACAUCCUUAUUAUUAACUGUGAAUUCCUAAAUGAGGUGCUGACCGACCACCUGCUGAACAGCCUGUUCUUGCCUCUCUACGUGUACUCCUUAGUCGAUCGAGACAAGGGCGGGGAGCGUCCGAAAAUAAGUGUCCAGGUUUCCCUGUAUCUCUUGUCGCAAGUCUUCUUAAUUAUACAUUACAGACCGCUGGUGAAUUCCUUGGCCGAAGUCAUUCUGAACGGAGACCUGUCGGUGUUUUCGGCAAAAGUGGAGCAAGACGUCCAGAAAAGCUCAACCAAGUCUGGCAUCAGGUGCUUCAUUAAACCUUCCGAGACAUUGGAGCGAUCACUGGAAAUCAACAAGCACAAGGGACGGAAGCGGCUGCAGAAGAGGCCGAAUUACAAAAACGUCGAGGAGGACGAGGAAGAAGAGAAGGCGCCCGAGGAAGGCCCAGAAGGUACGGAGGGUGCUUUCAAAGGUAUCAAGCCAAGCAGAGAGAACGAAGAAAUCGAGAUGGUGAUCAUGGAGCGGUGCAAACUGUCUUCUGCGAAAGAGCAGAACAUAACUGACGAGGAAAAGACGGCGGCUGCAUCUGGCGCUGCAGCGUCGAACUGGAACAGGCCCUUUCUGGGAUUGGUGUACAAUGCCGUGGAGUGUGCUGAGGAUGAUUACUACGCUCUGUUUGUGCUGUGCCUUUUGUAUGCCAUGUCACAUAACAAAGGAAUGGAGCCGGUGACGCUGGAGCGGAUUCAGCUCUCUCCGCUGGACACAAAGGGGGAGAACACUUACAACCCGGUCCUCGCGGAAAAACUCAUCCGGAUAAUGAGCUCCGCUGCUCAGCCAGACGGAAGGAUCCGUUUGGCCACUUUGGAGCUUGGCUGCUUGCUGUUGAAGCAACUGGUUGUGUCCAAGCAUGGUAGUAUUAUAAAGGAUGUUCACCUAGCCUGUCUGGAAGGUGCAAGAGAAGAAAGCGUUCACCUGCUCCGGCGUUUUUAUAAGGGAGAAGAAAUUUUUCUGGAUAUGUUUGAGGACGAAUACAGGAGUAUGAUGCUGAAGCCCAUGAAUGUGGAGUACCUGAUGAUGGACGCCUCCAUCCUGCUCCCACCGACGGGGACGCCGCUCACGGGAAUCGAUUUUGUAAAGAGGCUGCCGUGUGGAGAUGUAGAAAGGACACGCAAGGCCAUCCGAGCCUUCUUCAUGCUGCGUUCUCUGUCGCUGCAUCUCCGGGGGGAGCCGGAGACCCAGCUGCCCUUGACGAGGGAGGAGGACCUGAUCAAGACGGAGGAGGUCCUGAACCUGAAUAACAGCGAUUUAAUUGCCUGUACCGUGAUCACGAAAGAUGCCGGUCAAGUCCAGCGCUUCCUGGCGGUCGACAUCUACCAGAUGAGCUUGGUGGAGCCGGAGGCAGGCCGCUUAGGUUGGGGAGUGGUGAAGUUUGCGGGCCUUCUCCAGGACAUGCAAGUGACGGGAGUCGAAGAUGACAGCCGUGCACUGAACAUAGUCAUCCACAAGCCGGCCUCCAGCCCCCACUGCAAGCCCUUCCCCAUCCUGCAGGCCACCUUUGUGUUCUCCGACCACAUCCGCUGCAUCAUCGCCAAGCAACGCCUGGCCAAGGGCCGCAUCCAGGCACGGCGCAUGAAGAUGCAGAGGAUAGCAGCUCUCCUGGACCUGCCAGUGCAGCCUUCCAACGAGGUGAUGGGCUUUGGCCACAGCUCAGCCACCACAGCUCAGCACCUGCCCUUCCGGUUCUAUGACCAGGCGAGGCGGAGCACCUGCGACCCGGCCGUCCAGCGCUCUGUGUUUGCGUCUGUUGACAAAGUCCCAGGUUUUGCCGUCGCCCAGUGCACCAGCCAGCCCGGCCCCUCGCCGCUCUCCUCGCCGUCCCCUUCCUCCAGUGGGAGCACGGGGCACUGUGACUCGGCAGCCGCCAGCUCCACCUCCACGCCGUCCGUGGUCCAAAGCCCCUCAGAUGACGCAGCCGUUCCGGAGCACCCUCGGACGCCGUCCUUCAGUCACUUGGCGGUAGCUGAUGACUCUUCCGCGCCUCUCUCAAGAUCCGGCAAGAACCCUGGAAGGAACGCCGAAGCAGAGACCGCCAGCUUAUCUCCCAGUCUGAUUCCUGCCCAGCAGCCCACGAUCUCCCUCAUCGUCACCGACAGCUCGGACUCCCUGGGCAUAGAGUCGCUAACGCUGGUCCCGCCGGUCGACACAGACUGUAUCCUUGCCGUUGGCUACAUCCCGCCACCGGCUUCGGAGACAGAUGUUUGCACAGACACAGAAGGGGGUGGUCCUUCUCAUUUGGACCCCGGGCAGCAGUGA